GUGACUUUGUAUCACAUGACAACGCCCCUGCUAGAGACACUUAGCUUGAGCUAACAAAAUGUCAGCCUUCCUACAGUGGAGGAAAUUUGUUUUCUUCGACAAAGAGGCCGUAAAAGACCCGGUGGACAAUGGAAAGAAUUUUGUGCUUCCAGCCGGAAUCUCAGCCUGUGACUCCGGGAGGGGACACAUUGUCCUCGGAGAUAUGGAUGGCAAAAUAUGGCUCAUGACCCGAUCCCUGCAGCUGACUUCUUUUCAGGCGUACAAGCUGCGCGUCACACAUAUUUACCAGCUGAAGCAGCACAGCAUCCUCGUGUCAGUGGGGCAGGAUGAACAGGGAAUAAACCCUCUAGUAAAAGUCUGGAAUUUGGACAAAAAGGACAGUGGAAAUCCUCUCUGCACACGUAUUUUUCCAGCAAUUCCUGGCAACAAACCCACUGAAGUGUCCUGUCUCAGCGUACAUGAAAACCUCAACUUUAUGGCUAUUGGCUUCACAGAUGGCAGUGUGGUUUUAACCAAAGGUGACAUCACCAGAGAUCGUCACAGUAAAACUCUGACUCUGCAUGAGGGCACCAGUCCAGUGACUGGCCUCGCCUUCCGCCAAGUGGCAAAAGUCACUAACUUGUUUGUUGCCACUUUAGAGAAAGUCUAUUGCUACACAUUGUCCAUUAAGGAGUACCCUAAAAUAGAGCUGGAUACACAUGGCUGUGCGCUGCACUGCUCUUCAUUGGCAGAUCCCUCCCAGGAUUCCCAGUUCAUUGUAGCUGGUGAUGAAUGUGUUUACCUGUAUCAACCAGACGAGCGCGGCCCCUGCUUUGCAUUUGAUGGACACAAGCUUCUUGCCCACUGGCAUCGUGGAUAUCUGUUUUUACUCAUAAGGGAUACAAAGUCACCCAACAAGUCUGCAUUCGGCAGCAGGGAGAGCUCACCAUCUGAGAAACAACUUCUGACCAUCUAUGACCUGGACAACAAGUUCAUUGCAUACAGCGCCUCUUUGGAUGAUGUCAUCGACGUGGUGGCAGAGUGGGGCUCCUUCUACAUUCUGACCAGAGAUGGAAAAAUGUUUGUUCUUCAGGAAAAAGACACACAAACCAAACUGGAAAUGUUGUUCAAAAAGAAUCUGUUUGUAAUGGCCAUCAACCUGGCUAAGAGCCAGCACCUGGACAGUGAUGGGCUCUCGGAGAUCUUUAGACAGUAUGGUGACCAUCUCUACCUUAAAGGAGACCAUGACGGUGCCAUACAGCAGUACAUUCGCACCAUUGGCAAACUGGAGCCGUCAUAUGUCAUCAGAAAAUUCCUGGAUGCACAGAGGAUUCACAAUUUGACAGCGUAUUUGCAGGCCCUACACAGACAGUCGCUGGCUAACGCAGACCACACCACUCUGCUACUCAACUGCUACACCAAACUGAAGGACAGCUCCAAGCUGGAGGAGUUCAUCAAGAGUAGUGAAAGUGAGGUUCACUUUGAUGUUGAGAUCGCCAUCAAGGUUCUUAGGCAGGCAGGCUACCACAGCCAUGCAGUUUUUUUGGCUGAGAAACACAUGCACCAUGAGUGGUACCUGAAGAUCCAGCUCGAAGACCUGAAGAACUACCAAGAAGGGUUGCGUUACAUCGGCCGUCUGCCUUUUGAACAAGCCGAAUGCACCAUGAAGCAUUAUGGCAAGACUCUGAUGCACAAUGUCCCUGAAGGUACCACGCUGCUCCUUAAAGGCCUGUGCACUAACUACCAACCGAGCGGAGAAAAAGACAGCGAAGAGAGGAGGCGGGUCAAUAAGGCCAACUCAGAGGAGUUUAUCCCCAUUUUCACAAACAACCGUCGGGAGCUAAAGGCCUUCCUGGAGCACAUGAUCGAGGUGGAUCCACGUUCUCCCCAGGGUGUGUACGACACACUGCUGGAGCUCCGGCUUCAAGACUGGGCCCAUGAACAGGAUUUAGAGAGGAAGAAGGUCCUGCAGGGUGAAGCACUGUCUCUGCUGAGGAGUGACAACACUGUCUUUGAUAAAGCCUUGGUCCUUUGCCAGAUGCAUAACUUUAAAGAAGGUGUCCUCUACCUUUAUGAGAAGGGAAAGCUGUACCAGCAGAUCAUGCACUACCACAUGCAGAAUGAAGAGUAUGGAAAAGUGGUUGAAGCCUGUAAACGUUAUGGAGACCAGGAGAGUUGUCUGUGGGAGCAGGCACUGGGAUACUUUGCCAGGAAAGAGGAAGACUGUAAGGCCUACAUCAGCGAGGUCCUGCAUCACAUUGACCAGAACAACCUGAUGCCACCUUUACUGGUGGUACAGACACUGGCACACAACUCAACAGCCACGCUCUCCGUCAUCAAAGACUACCUCAUCAGCAAGUUACAGAGGGAGAGCCAGCAGAUAGAGGACGAUGAACGCAAAAUCAGACAGUACCGUGAGGACACAGCUAACCUUCGCUCUGAGAUUCAAGAGCUCAAAACCAGUGCCAAGAUCUUCCAGAAGACCAAGUGCAACAUGUGCAACAGUCCCCUGGAACUGCCGUCUGUCCAUUUCCUGUGCAAUCACUCCUUCCACCAGCACUGCUUUGAAAGCUACGCAGAGAGUGAGGCUGAGUGUCCGACCUGUACACCAGAAAACAGAAAGGUCAUGGACAUGCUGCGUGCACAGGACCAGAAGCGUGAUCUACACGACCACUUCAACAGACAGUUACGCAGCUCUAAUGAUGGGUUCUCUGUGGUGGCUGACUACUUUGGUCGAGGGGUUUUUAACAAACUGACUCUGGUCACUGACCUACCCGGAAACAAAUCAGUUGGGAGUCUUGAGGGGAACCUUCAGAGAGACCUUCUCAUCCACACCAAGAGGCACAGCUAGAGACAUGUCAUCACUGAGUCCUGCCUACACAGGACCGUUGUGUUCAGCUUUAACACCAUCCUUCACUGCCUUUUCUUUGGAAGUGAAUGUGUUUACCGGCUUUGAGUACCUGUUAGCACAACUAGGUCAAAAGUCAAGCAUUGUGACUCCCUGCAGACUAUAAAUAUAGAUACAUAUGAAUCACAUAGAAAAGCAUCUUAAACUCAAUGCUAAGGCACAAAAUGGAGAAUGUUGCUUCAGCAUAUGUUUAGUCAUUGGAUCUAUCAUGACAAAAAAUCUUAAUCGUCUGCCGUAUGCUGUUCGUCUGACUUAAAGAAUAAACCCUGAAAUAAAUGAUA
This is a messenger RNA of Cynoglossus semilaevis (tongue sole), 3168 nucleotides long. RefSeq names its product VPS11 core subunit of CORVET and HOPS complexes (gene vps11). Lineage: Eukaryota; Metazoa; Chordata; Actinopteri; Pleuronectiformes; Cynoglossidae. Gene Ontology annotation, biological process: endosome organization; vesicle-mediated transport; vacuole organization. The record is from RefSeq and is a predicted model, not a curated record. The transcript is spliced from 16 exons. The coding region runs from base 59 to 2830 and encodes 923 amino acids. Gene Ontology annotation, molecular function: protein binding; protein-macromolecule adaptor activity. Gene Ontology annotation, cellular component: HOPS complex; endosome.